Messenger RNA from Helicoverpa armigera (cotton bollworm), 3575 nucleotides. It is a transcript of the gene Psi, whose product is annotated as far upstream element-binding protein 3. Gene Ontology annotation, molecular function: mRNA binding. Gene Ontology annotation, biological process: regulation of alternative mRNA splicing, via spliceosome; mRNA processing; regulation of DNA-templated transcription. Bases 154 to 2283 code for a protein of 709 amino acids. The transcript is spliced from 16 exons. NCBI's taxonomy places the organism in Eukaryota, Metazoa, Arthropoda, Insecta, Lepidoptera, Noctuidae. The record is from RefSeq and is a predicted model, not a curated record. Gene Ontology annotation, cellular component: cytoplasm; nucleus.
ACAUUUAAAACAUCUCUCAUUUUGUCUAUGGUCCGCGUCUUUCUCGCAACGAACUUGCGUUGCGAGAGAAACCUUUCAUAAAGUUUUUGGGUCAUUUUGAUCCUUUUUAAUGGCUGCGGUAUUACGCGGUUGAAUGUGAAAUUGGGUUCAAAUAUGAGUGAUUAUUCUUCUAUGGCUACGCUUCAAAACAAUAGCCAAACGGCGGGAUUUGCGGCUGCUGUACAACGUGCUAGAUUGGUUGCUGCUAAGCUCGAAGGAGGUGGAAGCAAGAGGCCAUUGGAGGAGGGUCCAGAACCGAAUGCGAAGAAAUUAGCUUCAGUUGAAGUACCAUAUCAACAACAACAACCACCAAUGAGUGAUAUGUUCAGUGCACCAACCGCCGCCCCGGCCGCGAGCCGGUCGGCGCCGGCCGCCGCGGCCGCCCCGCCGCCGCCCCCCAGCGCUCCGGCCAGUCUCAUGCCGGAUCAGACGCUCAACGAGUACAUACGGGUCCCCGAUAAGAUGGUUGGGCUUAUUAUCGGGCGCGGAGGUGAGCAGAUCACGCGCUUACAAGCCGAGUCUGGCUGCAAGAUACAAAUGGCCCCCGACUCCGGCGGUCAGCCCGACAGGCUGUGCACCCUCACCGGAUCUAGGGAGGCUAUACAGAGAGCCAAGGAGCUCGUGAACCAAAUAGUAAACCACCGCGGGCGAGAGAAUGCGCCGCAGCAUCCCGAGGGGCAGGGCUCCGGCGGCGGCGGCGGCAUGCCCCCCAUGCCUCGAGGCGGUGGCGGAGCGCUCGCUGAUGAAAUAAUGCUGCCAGGGCCUAAAGUGGGGCUCAUCAUUGGCAAGAAUGGCAAAACUAUUAAACAGCUCCAAGAGCAGUCGGGAGCCAAAAUGGUGGUCAUUCAGGAAGGACCUAACACAGAAUAUGAGAAGCCGCUCCGCAUAUCAGGCGACCCAGCCAAGGUUGAGCACGCCAAACAGCUGGUGUACGAGCUGCUGGCCGACAAGGACAUGCAGCAGGGUGGAGGCCAGCGACAGCCGCAGUACGACGACUCGUACCCGGGACACGACCAGGGCAACGGACUCGCUACUAAUGCCACUGAGGUCCUAGUACCGAAAGUAGCGGUAGGCAUCGUCAUCGGACGCGGCGGCGACAUGAUUAAGAAAAUCCAAGCGGAGACAGGGUGCAGGGUUCAGUUCCACCAGGAACGAGACGAUGGACCCGGAGACAAAAGAUGUUACCUACAAGGCAAGCCGCAUCAAGUUGACCAAGCCAGACAAAUGAUUGAAGAUCUCAUCUCUAGUGUAAAUAGGCGCGAACAAGAGGUGCGGUCAGGUCGCGGUCGCGGCGGCUCCACGCAGCGCAACGGCGAGCGCGGCGCCGGCGACUACUCGCAGUGGCAGGACUCGCACGACAUCCGCGUCACCUUCACCGUCUCCAACGUCAAGUGCGGCCUCAUCAUCGGCAGGGGUGGUGAAGUAAUUAAACAAAUAAACGCGGCAUCGGGUGCUCACUGCGAGCUGGACCGCCGCGCGCAGGGCUCCGACCGCAACAACCGCACCUUCUACAUACGCGGACAUCCCGACGCCGUCGAACACUGCAAGAGGAUCAUUAUGGAGAAAGUCGGCAUGCCGGUAAACUUCAUCCAAGAGGGCGGUAACGGCGGUAAUGGCGGCAACGGUAACGGUAACGGCGUGGGCGGCGCGGGCGGCGAGUACUACGGCGGCGGCGCGGCCGGCCCGCCCGCCUGGGGCUACAACCCGCACUGGCACCAGCCCGCGCAGCCGCAGGCGCCACAGCAACAAGUGCAAAUAAACCCGGCGACCGGUCAGCCGGACUACUCGCAGCAAUGGAUCGACUACUACCGCUCGCUCGGCCUGAUGCGCGAGGCCGAGGCCAUUGAGCAGCAAGCCAAGCAGCAGCAGCAAGGUAUGGAUGGUGGUGGCGGCGGCGGCGGCACCCCGCCGGCGAGCUCCGGGCCGGCGGCAGGCCCGGGCACCGCCCCCGCGCCCCCGGCGGGCGGCUCGCAGCCCGACUACAGCGCGCAGUGGGCCGAGUACUACCGCAGCAUCGGCAAGCUCAAGGAGGCCGAGGCUAUUGAGGCGCAGAUCAAACUUAAGUCAAGCGGCGGCGGGUCUGGCGGCUCUGGCGGCGGCAGCUCGACGCCGGGCGCGGGCGCGGCGGGGGCGGGCGCGGGCUCGCAGUACGCGCAGUACGGCGUGUACGCGCCGCAGGUGUACCCCGGCUACCAGCCCUACCCCUACCCCGCGCAGCCCAACAGCGACCACCACCAGCAAUAGGCCAGCGCCGACGGAGGGCCAGGAGAGCUGCCGCCGCCUGACACCCCCGUUGUACAUUCUAACGAAAUAGUUUAUUACUCGGAAAAUGAACGCAUCAUACAACUUCUGCAGCGCCUAGCUACUGAUGACCCACAAUAAAUAACUCAGCCGGCGGGGUUUAGAUCUGAGUCAACCUCUAGUGCACCCAGCCCUCAAUUCAGAUAUUAUAACCAUGAUUCGAUCUGAUUUAUUUUUACCACUUUAAUUGUUAUUUAUUACUGUAAAUAAAUGGAAAGACUCGGCACGAUGUUGACGUCACUCACAUCUAAAUUCACGUAAUCAUGAACAAACAUACUUAGGCACAUAUCACAUAUUUAUUUCUUGUGGGUAACUAACACUUGAAUAUUGUCAACAUAACGUUCAGUUGGCGCCAAAUGACUUUUGGUCUCUGAACUUAUCCAUUUGACUAUAAGCGCAUUUGUUUGUACAGAACUUUAUAGAAGCAUUGUCCGAACUAAAACUUAGAACAAAACGCAUAUGCGUGGAGCGUCAAAUGGCUAAUUUCAGGAACGCAACGUUAUUUAGCGCGAGCUCUAUUAAUGAUUCUGAUUGAUGAGAUUAUUUUUAUGAUCAUUUUAUUAUUUAAAAACUUACGAACGGCUGUGUGGUUUAUUCUUUUAACUGUGUUAUAUCAUGUCUUAUUUAUACUGAAAUGUUAUGAUUGUUUAUGUGCCAAUAUUGAUCAUUUGACAUGCCAGUCUGUCCAGGUAUAAGUUAGAAAGCCACACUGCCUUAAAAGAUGUAACAGAAUGAUCCGACCUACCACGGAGCUAUAGAGAGAAUGAACGCAAAGCGGACUACACGCCGCGAGGAGUCGAGGUAAAUGCACUGUGCUGAGUGACUAGUUGACACGCAUACUGUCCUAUGAACACAUGUGUAAUCCACGUGAAUUUGGAGAUCGCACUUUUAUUUUUCCAAUAUGAAUCAGUUAGCAAUCAUGAGAGAACUCCCAAUUCAUGUACGAACUAUGUUUAGCAUAAGUUAGGUUAUAGAGUUUGGCGCCACAUCUCUCUUGACAGCUCGUAGGUUGCGCUGGUAUCAGAUGUACGGUUAUAAAGCCUCGGUUUAAUUACGUGUUAGUCUAUGUGAGAAAUUAAUGAGAAAAAGGUAAUGUAAUACUAUCUACAUUCCUAUCGACACUGUUCAAUUAUGGUUCGACGCGGUAAUGACGCUCGACACGGCACCGAGGGCGCGAGCCCCCCCUUCAGACUUGUAUUAAUUUUUAAGCAUAUAAAGUGUAUAUUGAUUCACUA